UGGGAUUCUCCACUCCCAGUUGUCUCAGGAAGAAGAGAAGACUUCAGUGGAUCCAGCCAUGUUCCUGGUGCUCUCUUGCUUGUUUCUCCUUUUGCUCUGGAGAUGGAACUCUGCGAAAGGAAAGCUCCCUCCUGGCCCUACUCCUCUCCCGAUUAUUGGAAAUAUCCUGCAGUUGGAUUUAAAGGACAUUAGCAAAUCCUUCUCGAGUUUUUCAAAAGUCUAUGGCCCUGUGUUCACCGUGUAUCUGGGCAUGAAGCCCACUGUGGUGCUGCAUGGAUACCAGGCAGUGAAGGAGGCCCUGGUUGAUCUUGGAGAGGAGUUUGCUGGAAGAGGGAGUUUCCCAGUGGCUGAAAGAAUAAAUAAAGGACUUGGGAUCAUUUUAAGCAAUGGAAAGAGAUGGAAAGUGAUCCGGCGCUUCUCGCUCAUGACCCUGCGGAAUUUCGGGAUGGGGAGGAGGAGCAUUGAGGACCGAGUUCAAGAGGAGGCCCGCUGCCUGGUGGAGGAACUGAGAAAAACCAACGCCUCACCCUGUGAUCCCACCUUUAUUCUGGGCUGUGCUCCCUGCAAUGUGAUCUGCUCCAUAAUUUUCCAGAACCGUUUUGAAUAUACAGAUCAAACUUUUCUUAAAUUUUUGAAAAUGUUGAAUGAAGGUAUCGAUAUUUUGAACUCCCCGUGGAUACAGGUCUGCAACAAUUUUCCAAUUCUGAUUGAUUAUUUCCCAGGGAGUCACAAGAAAUUUAUUGAAGAUAUGAGUUAUAUCCCAAAUUUUAUUUCAGAGAAAGUAAAAGAACACAAACAAUCCUUGGAUAUGAACAAUCCUCGAGAUUUUAUUGAUUGCUUUCUGAUCAAAAUGGAUCAGGAAAAGCACAACCAGCAGUCUGAAUUUACCCUUGAAAGCCUGAAAUUCAUUGCAUCUGAUCUAUUUUCUGCUGGAACAGAGACCACGAGCACCACUCUCAGAUAUGGACUCCUGCUCCUGCUGAAGCACCCAGAGGUCACAGCUAGGGUCCAGGAAGAGAUCGAGUGUGUGAUCGGCAGACACCGGAGCCCCUGCAUGCAAGACAGGAGCCGCAUGCCGUACACGGAUGCUGUGAUACAUGAGAUCCAGAGAUUCAUUGACCUGGUCCCCACCAGUCUGCCCCGUGCUGUGACACGUGACGUUAAAUUCAGGAACUACCUCAUCCCCAAGGGGACAAAUAUAAUAACAUCACUGACAUCAGUGCUACAUGAUGACAAAGAAUUCCCCAACCCAGAGACGUUUGACCCUGGCCACUUCCUGGACAAGAGUGGCAACUUUAAGAAGAGUGACUACUUCAUGCCUUUCUCAACAGGAAAACGUAUUUGUGUGGGAGAGGGCCUGGCCCGCAUGGAGCUGUUUUUAUUCCUCAUCACCAUUUUACAGAACUUUAGACUAAAACCUCUGGUUGAUCCAAAGGACAUCAACAUCACCCCAGUUGUCAACGGAUUUGCUUCUGUGCCUCCUCCAUAUCAGCUCUGUUUCAUUCCUGUCUGAAGAAGGACUGAUUCCCUGGCUGCAUCCGGGCUGUUGUCUGAAACUCCUAAACCUAUGUGGGAUGCCUUCUCUGACUUCUCAUCCUACAUAUUCCCACUCCUUCACUAUCCACUAACCAACCAAUUUCCUUUGAUGAAAACUUCCUGAUAUUACACGAAUACAAACAUAUACUUCCUAGUCUUCAUAUUCUCUAUACAUAUAUUCUUCACUCUAUAUUUUGAUACUUAGGAGUUAUUACUGAAGUAUCACUAAAAAUACCCCAAAACUUGAAAAGUAUUAUGUUAAGUAAAAGGAAACAGUCAUAGAAAAACAAAACUUUGAUCUCAGUUACACAUAUAGAAUCUAAAAUUUGAAUUCAUAGAAGUAGACAGGAGAAUGGAGUUCAUUCAAAGCUGGUGUUGGGAUGGGUUUGGAUGAGGAAAGGGGAGAAGUUAGCUAACGAGCAUAAUACUUCAGUUAGUCUGACAGGAGGAAAAAGUUUUUCUUGAUCUGUUCCGCAAUAUGAUAACUAUAGCUACUAAUAACUUAUUGUAUAUUUUAAAAUUGUGAAAACAAGUUCCUAAUGUUCUCAUCACAUAUAAAGAAUAACUAUGUGAGAUAAUGGUCAUGUUAACUUUUCCUGAUUUAAUCUUCUUACAGUGAAUAUAUGUGUCAAAACCUCACAUUGUACCCUAAAAAUAUUUACAAUUAUUGUUUGUCAAUGAAAAAUACAUGAAAGUGGAUUAAAAAUAUAAAUUAAAACCAAGUUUCUUAUGCUUUAA
Molecule: messenger RNA, 2274 nt
Organism: Lepus europaeus (European hare)
Lineage: Eukaryota; Metazoa; Chordata; Mammalia; Lagomorpha; Leporidae
Product: cytochrome P450 2C18-like
Exons: 9
Coding region: 59-1513 (484 amino acids)
Biological process (GO): xenobiotic metabolic process
Cellular component (GO): cytoplasm; intracellular membrane-bounded organelle
Molecular function (GO): iron ion binding; oxidoreductase activity, acting on paired donors, with incorporation or reduction of molecular oxygen, reduced flavin or flavoprotein as one donor, and incorporation of one atom of oxygen; heme binding
Source: RefSeq, a predicted model, not a curated record